AUGUCUGCGAUAAAGCCAUCCAUUCUGUUUAUAGCUCAACCAAACAUUGAGUCUCCCCUAUUAAAUUCCGACCAAUUUCUCGAAGAUUUCAACAUUAUUGAACUGACUCUAACUACAAAGGAUGCAUUCCUACAACAAUUAAAAGAUCAUAAAAAUGAUAACAUUGUUGCAAUCUAUGGGGGAUACCCUCAAUUUACCCCAAUAGGUGGACUCACUAAGGAGAUAAUCGAACAUGAGGAUUUCCCCCUUAAUACUUUGAAGGCCAUAGUUUUAUGCUCAAGAGGUUAUAACAUGAUCGAUUUAGAUGCCUUGAAGUCUCAUGGGAUCCAAUUAUACAACUAUCAGGAUGAAGUGGAUGAAUCGCAGGAUUUGGAGGGGUUUAAGAUGGGUCAGGUGGGUAAUGAUGUGGCUGAUUGUGCGUUAUGGCAUGUAUUGGAAGGUUUCAGAAAAUUUUCUUAUCAACAAGCAUCUUUAAGGAAAUAUACCGAUACCCUGGUUACAAGAGCUAAGUUGGCUGGUGAGGAUGGAUACGCAUAUGGCCAUAAGUUUAAUGGUGGUCAAUUUAUUCAUUCACCAAGGGGGAAUAAAUGUUUGGUUCUUGGGUUGGGUUCAAUUGGGAAACACGUUGCCCUAAAAUUACAAGAGGGGCUAGGUAUGCAAAUUCAUUACUCAAAGAGAAAUGAGGAUUUACAAGUUAAAGAAAAAUAUAACUGGAAAUUCCACCGUUUGGAUGAAACUUUAUAUAGCCAAUUAUUCCAAUUCAAAGCAAUCAUUUGUGCAUUGCCUGGUACACCUGCCACUCAUCAUUUAAUUGAUGAGAAAUUUUUAGAACAUUGUAAUGGACCGGAAUUGACUUUAGUAAACCUAGGUAGGGGUAAUAUCGUGGACAUCGAGGCCGUAACAACAGCUUUGGAGGAAGGCCAAUUAAGACACUUUGGCGCUGAUGUUUUUUAUGGUGAACCAAAAGUUAAUGAAAUGGUCAUUGAGAUGGAAGAUACCACAUCCGUCACACCUCAUAUUGGUAGUAGUACUCUGGAAGUAUUUGAACAAAGUUGUGAAUUAGCAUUAACUAAUAUAAUAAGAGCAACAACUUGUGUUGAAGAGAAGAAGGCCGAAAAUGAAGAACCUCAAUACUUUUCCCGUGUUAUUUGA
Molecule: messenger RNA, 1152 nt
Organism: Naumovozyma castellii
Lineage: Eukaryota; Fungi; Ascomycota; Saccharomycetes; Saccharomycetales; Saccharomycetaceae
Product: putative hydroxyacid dehydrogenase
Exons: 1
Coding region: 1-1152 (383 amino acids)
Source: RefSeq, a predicted model, not a curated record